AUGGGGCAAGGCAAGGGACCCCAUGAAAAAAAUCGGGAGGUCUACGUGCCCUCUCCGGAGGAAUAUCCAACCUUCCCACCGCCGCCUCCCCAAGCCAUCCUUCAAGCACCGACGGAGUAUUGGACCAAAGUCUCAGCCAGGAAGUUUGCAGCUUCUCGGGGCGUUUUCGAGGAUUCGUCGCUGUACGCACUUUACCGUCUGUACGAGUUUAUCAUCCUCGACAAGGUCUUCGACUACCGAACUGCUCUAGAGGCCUUCUGGCGGCAGCACCGAUGGGCUAUCCAGGCCAUCCCCGAUCCAAAAGAUAGCAACCCUGUGCGGUACGCCUUUCUUGCUGGUUGCACCCAUCUGCUGGCCAGAUCAUUCAAUCAAAGAGUGAAAAUUGGUCUCCAGCGAGGUAUGCCAUCUUUAAUCACCCCAGAGGAAGCGGGGGAAGCCAGGAACGUUCCUGACCACCUUCGUCGAUAUGAGAGUGUCCCUGAAUUGGCGAUGAGGGUCCCAGCAUUGGCGACGACUUUAGUAAUUCCAACGCAUGAUGGAGUGGUAUUGCAGAGCCAUGGUGACAAACGGGCUGACCCGGACUUCUUGGCCAAGAACAUCUUGCUAUGGACACCACACAUCUACUUCACCUGA
Messenger RNA from Hyaloscypha bicolor E, 633 nucleotides. RefSeq lists its product as uncharacterized. The transcript is spliced from 2 exons. Bases 1 to 633 code for a protein of 210 amino acids. Lineage: Eukaryota; Fungi; Ascomycota; Leotiomycetes; Helotiales; Hyaloscyphaceae. The record is from RefSeq and is a predicted model, not a curated record.